Alosa sapidissima (American shad) is the source of this 1625-nucleotide messenger RNA. RefSeq names its product StAR-related lipid transfer (START) domain containing 10 (gene stard10). The coding region runs from base 749 to 1546 and encodes 265 amino acids. The transcript has 6 exons. NCBI's taxonomy places the organism in Eukaryota, Metazoa, Chordata, Actinopteri, Clupeiformes, Clupeidae. Gene Ontology annotation, molecular function: lipid binding. The record is from RefSeq and is a predicted model, not a curated record.
GCUGCCAAUCUGAAAUCGCCAGUGCGUGUCCCCGUGUGUGUGUGUCUGCCUGCCUGUGUGUUUGUAUGCGUGCGCGCGUGAGAGGAGCUGGGUGAAUGUGUAGCCCAAGCGGGAGUGCGUGCGGCUGAAAAGAACACCUCUGCCCCCCGCUUCGCAUCGCCAGCAGCACGAGCCCGACCGACACCCCGCAGCAACAACUAGACGCGACACCGCAGCGAAAGUGUUUAUCUGACAUCACCAGCGUAGCUUCCGCAUCUGACGCCCCAUCACGCGCAGAAAGCAUAUGGUGGAGGGAGGACGCCGCAUCGCGGAUUCGUUAAACCGGGAAUAGGAAACGCGCAGGUUUGGAGGGGUCUGUUUGUGGCGUCUACUUUAUAAUUUCACAAACUGCCUACAAACCAAAGCGCACGUUCGACCUGCUUGACAAAACACAAACUCCUUAUCAUUUUAUAUUAUGGUCACGGAUCAUCAGACUUAAUACAAACGUUAUUUUCUAGUAUUUUUCGUCGGGAAAACUUAUGUUUGGGUCGCGUCUGAAGGGCCAAUUGAUGUUUUAAAUUUAAAAGCUUCCAAAGCUGCUUCCGCAGACGGCCGCGACGCCUGCCUGUGCCCCCCACACCCUCGCGCGCUCCCAGGAGCUGCUGACCGGUGUGCGUCUCCGUUAGCACGGCUUCACGUACCGCUCGCUUCCUUUAGCAGUUGCGUGGGAGUUUCACCGGCGGCCCCCUCGCGCCACAUCCCGCGGAAGAUGGCUGGAGACGCUGCGCUCAUCCCGGACGACCGCGCGUUUAGUAACUUCAGAGGAGAAUGCACGUGCGAGGCCGGUUGGGGCCUCAGUUACAACAAGUCCGGCAUCACCGUCUGGGUCCAGAUGCUCGAGGAGGAAAAGUCGCUUCACAAGAUCAAGUGCCGGAUGGUGUGCAAGGAUGUUUCUGCGGAGACCAUGUAUGACGUUCUGCACGACAUCGAGUACCGGCGCAAGUGGGACACUAACGUCAUCGAGACGUUCGACAUCGGCAAACUCACAGUCAACGCCGACGUAGGCUACUACUCUUGGAGGUGUCCAAAGCCUCUGAAGAAUCGUGAUGUCAUCACUCUGCGUUCCUGGUUGCCCAUGGGUAGUGAUUACAUCAUCAUGAACUACUCCGUUAAACACCCUAAAUACCCCCCUAAGAAGGACCUGGUCCGUGCCGUCUCCAUACAGACCGGCUACCUCAUCCAGAGACAGGGCCCAUCAUCCUGCACCCUCAUAUACCUGGCCCAGGUGGAUCCCCGAGGGUCUCUCCCCAAGUGGGUUGUUAACAAGUCUUCCCAGUUUUUGGCUCCGAAGGCGAUGAAGCGCAUCCAUAAGGCAUGUGUGAAGUACGCGGAGUGGAAGCAGCGCCACGCUCCGGCCCAUAAGCCCUGGCUGUACCCGGAGCAGAACAGCCUUCCCAGCAUGCCCCUCUCCGAGCUCCGCAUCCAGCAUGCCGACUCGCUGGAGAACAUCGACGAGAGCAGCCUCGCUGAGACCAAGGAGGAGCACAGCGACGACGAACCGCAUUGAGACAACACACGCGCACACACACACACGCACACACACACACACACACACACACACACACACACGCACACACGCACACACA